AUGUCCGUCACUCCGCCCACUUCAAUUUGUCCCUAUGGUGACUCCUCGGAUGAUCAGAAUGUUCUCUUGCAUACUCAGAUCGAAUCUAUUCCAUCUACUCGCCAGUGCUCCCGUCUUAAAACGGUGGCAUAUCUCCUUGGUGCCCGUCAAGACCUACCUGAUCUGGUCCACGACUCAGAGACCAACCGCAUCCGUGCUGUUCAGUCGUGGUACUCGUCUGAAUCAUCAGAUGAACAACCGUCAGAACCACACCCCACCUGCUACCAAGGGCCCAAGCAGCCCGAGCAUCUUGAGAAAGGUCAUUUUUUUGCUGAAUCGGACCAUCCCUUGGAUAUACUCAACUCCACAAGGGCUGUAAUGGACCUCCCAAAAACAUACGAGCAUUUGGGAUGGUGCUUGUCCACAGCCCGCCGCACAGACGUGCCACAUCAACUUUUGACUUCUCUAGAUAUCUCGAGUGCCUUCAAGGCUGCGAGGACGGAGCAGAGGUCUGGACAGAAGAAGAAAGUUGUGAUUGAUAUCGUCAAUACCUCACGGUAA
Molecule: messenger RNA, 540 nt
Organism: Suillus fuscotomentosus
Lineage: Eukaryota; Fungi; Basidiomycota; Agaricomycetes; Boletales; Suillaceae
Exons: 3
Coding region: 1-540 (179 amino acids)
Source: RefSeq, a predicted model, not a curated record